Molecule: messenger RNA, 1421 nt
Organism: Nicotiana tabacum (common tobacco)
Lineage: Eukaryota; Viridiplantae; Streptophyta; Magnoliopsida; Solanales; Solanaceae
Source: RefSeq, a predicted model, not a curated record
CUAGAGGAAGUGCCAUAGUGUACCAUUCUCUUGGUAGCAUUUGGCAACACUUCCCCCCUCUCCUUACCAACAAUGGAGAAGUUCAAUGUAGCUAGAAUCUUAUUGUUCCUUCUCCAACUUGGAACUUUGUUCAUUGCCCAUGCAUGUCCUUACUGCCCUUAUCCUCCUUCCACCCCAAAACACCCAAAAUUGCCUCCCAAACAUCCAUCUCCUAAGGUAAAACCACCUUCUACCCCCCACCACCCCAAACAACCUCCUCAUGUAAAACCACCUUCCACCCCUAAGACCCCUAAACACCCUACACCAAAACCGUGCCCUCCACCCCGACCUCCACAUGUCAAGCCACCUCAUGUAAAACCUCCAUAUGUCCCAAAACCACCAGUAGUACAUCCACCUCCCACUGUCAGUCCACCUUAUGUGCCUAAACCACCAUCACCAACACCACCUGUUGUUUCACCCCCAGUCACUCCAAAACCACCAGCACCAACACCACCGGUUGUUUCACCACCAGUCAUUCCAAAACCACCUGUUGUUUCACCACCUUUCACUCCAAAACCACCAGCACCAACACCGCCUGUUGUUUCACCACCAGUCAUUCCAAAACCACCUGUUGUUUCACCCCCUUUCACUCCAAAACCACCAGCACCAACACCCCCAGUCGUUUCACCACCUUUUGUACCCAACCCUCCAGUGGUAACACCACCACCCUACGUGCCAAAUCCUCCGGUUGUUACACCACCAAUCGUGAAACCAUCUCCACCACCACCUUCACCAUGCCCUCCACCGCCGCCGACAAUAGUACCAUCACCACCUGCACAACAGACUUGCCCCAUUGAUGCUCUUAAGUUGGGUGCUUGUGUGGACGUGUUGGGGGGAUUGAUCCACAUUGGUAUCGGCGGCAGUGCUAAACAGACAUGCUGUCCACUUCUUAUGGGACUUGUGGAUUUGGAUGCAGCCAUUUGUCUUUGCACCACCAUUAGGCUCAAGCUCUUAAAUAUAAACAUCAUUCUUCCUAUUGCUCUUCAAGUUCUUGUUGAUGAUUGUGGCAAGUAUCCACCCAAAGAUUUCAAGUGUCCUUCAUCCUAACUCAAGGAUGCUGCUAAAAUUAAUAGGAAAGGCUCAUUAGCUUGAGUGGGACAUUUGAUUAAUUCUGCUGCAUUUUCAUAUAUAGUUGAAGACACAUUCUGCGAAUGCAAGGGGUGUGAGAUUGCAAUUUCCAUUUUAUCAUGGCCAAUAAAUUGAAGGAAAAAGAAAGAGAGUGACAAAUGAACUCCUUCAAUGGAGAUAAGUUUGACGAGUUAUUUACCUUUCAUUAAUGUACGGAAUGUUGUAUUUUCAUUGUUUUGAUAGGAAAUAUUUUUGAAGGUGCUUUAUAUUGUAUUGCCGAUUUGAAAAUAUGAACAUGCAUGAGGUAAUAAGAA